AUGGCAUUUUUCCAACAAGUUGUAAAAGCAGCACGGCUAAGAAAUGCACGUCUCAAUUAUCAUGAUGAAAAAUUAAAAUCAAUUGCAGUUUCAAGAGGGGCAAAAAUACAUUAUAAUAUUUUUCAAAAAAUUCGUUACGCUAAAUUACUUGUUAAGAAGAGGAUAAAGGAUUUUUUGAAAAAACUUGUCUCCUGUCCGGAGGAUACGUGGUUUCACAAAAAAGCACUACUUUUAAAAACCAAUGGAACAUUUGAGAAUUAUGUAUUAAAAAGUGUUUUUGGAUUUUUUGGUGGAAUUUUUCUCACGUAUCUAUUUUUUAUUUUUUUCGUCUUUCAACUACAAUUUUCAUUAUCAUCUGCAACAUUGUGGUGUUCAUUGCUCGGUAUUGCUUUAACACUUGGUUUGGCUUUUUCCAAGUAUGUCAGGUGUCUUGUUUUUUUGAUAAUGCCACAAUUUUUGUCAAAGCGCGGUCGACAGGCUCUUAUGGCUUAUGCUUUUAUACUUGCACUCACAGGACCAGCCAAAAAUACUUUAAACAAUAUUGGCGUUUUAUCGCAAUCACUUUCUUGUGGCGAAGAACAUUUGAAAGAAGCAGUAAAAUCAAUUCUCGAUUUAAUUCGAGAGCCAUUCAAUGCUCUUAAAGAUGCAAUAACGAAAGUUUUAAAAACAGUAAAAACUGUUGUGAAAAAAAUCAAAAUGACCCUAAUAGCCAUUAAGAGGCUCGUACUCAGUAUUUUAAAAGUAAUUCAAUCAGUUUACGAGUGGUUGGGCUCAAUUGUAAAUAUGUGUAAUAAAAAAUUGGGCACACCUUUCGAAAGAUGUAAUAGAGCCUUCGAAGAGGCUGUGGAUGAUUGUAAAGCAAAAUUAGGAUCAAUUUUCGGCGGUGUUUGUAAUGUGACUUAUGUGGUUGGCGCAAUUUGCUACAUUGUUAAACCAUUUGAUUUCAUUUGUGAACUUGUGUCAUUUUUUUCGGAUGCUAUUGUUAACGUUGUUCGAAAAAAGAUAAAAAAAUUCGCAAAGCACGUGAAGGCUAUAUUUUAUGUAAAAGUAAAAUUUUCCCACUCAUUUCAUUUUGAGAGUAAUCGAAGUCGAACGAAUACUGAUAUUGCAAAGGGAAUUAGCACAGAAAUAAAGCAAAGAACUGAAAAAUACUUUUUGUUCUUCGAUAUGUUGAGCUGCUUGACCAGCGUCUUUAUUUUACUCAUAUUUGUCAGAGUAAUUUUCUAUCGAUAUAAAUGGCUGACGAAUCUACGAUUUGAUAAUCGUUAUUUAACGGAUUAUUUACGUGAAAUUGAUCUCCGAAGAGCGCGAUUGGACAAGGAAACUGUUCUCCCAUUAAAUCCGCGUGAGAGAAAUAAAUAUAUUCCAUUGUCGUCGAUUCGAUUAAUUAAAGCCGAAAAAAUGAAACUUACGAAAUCUGCCGUUUUUAUGAGUUUAAUUUCAUUUAAACUUCUCUUUCAAAUGGCUAUUGAUUACAGUCUCUUUUGGAUUCUCGACGUUAUUAGAUAUCACGGAAGAUUCGAGACAAAAAUACCGGAAAAUUCGGUUCAAGUACACGUGUCAGGAACUGGAUUUUUAGCGGAACUUUAUCGAAGUAUCGUGAAAGCUUUCUCGUUAAAAUCCGAAGAGGAGGAAAUUAAUAUGGUCCCAUGCUUACCGGAUCCAAUACCACCAAAUUACGAUAGAUAUUUACAAAUUCUCACCCUCAUGUUCUUCUGUUGGUUAAUUAUUAUCUUCGAACCCUACGGUUUGCGUAUGCGACAAUGUGUCAUGAUUUCCUAUCAUCCAGAAAGGGCCAAGGAGCGCGCUGUUUGGCUCUAUAAUCACAUCCUGAGAUCAAGAGGCAAUUUCCUGAAAUUCGCGAGACGACAACUAAGAAGAAAAUUUGGUAUGCAGGGUGCACAUCAGACUACGGAAAAAGUGACACUAAAGGAGAGAUUAACGGCAAUUUGUCCCCUUUUGAGAAAAUGCUUCUCUUCUGAAGAAAGAAUUUGCCUUUUGUGUGGCGCUAUCGAGAGGGACAAGGAAAUUCCUCACAUUAAAUGUCCAACGCCAAAUUGCGUUGGUCUAUUUUGUCCGCAAUGUUUCAAGGAUUUGGAGAAUAUGUGCACCGUUUGUAAAACACCAAUGGAUUAUGGCGAUUUUUCCGAUAUCAGUGAAGAAAAAGAUUCCUCGGAAGAAGAGGCUAAGAGAAGAAAAUCUAAAAUAUCGGAUGCAAAAGAGAAAUUAGAAGACUCAAAGUACUCGAAGGGUAAAAUAGAAGAGGGAGUGGAUCUCGUAGAGGAAGAUAUCAGCUCUGUUUCUUCUUCCACUGAAUACAGUUACACGUAUCAAGAUGAUGAAUCUCAAAUUGACAAAAGUCUUCCUCAAAAAACUCCAUUUAAAGACGUUGAAGCUCAAACAUUACGCGACGAUGUUUCUACUCAGAAUUAUCAAUCGGGUAGUUUUGAAGAGAGUGAUAAAUCAAAGUAUUCAACAUCGUCUUCAGUAACGUCAGCAAAUGAAGAUAUCACAGAAUUGUCGAGGUCAAUAAAAACUCAACGUGAUUCCAGUGAAUCCCAAGAAGAUACGAAAAAUUAUAUCGAUGUCACUGGUCAGCAAAUAUUGGCGCAAGAGAAAAAUACAAUAAUGAAGAAAUAA
Leptopilina heterotoma is the source of this 2640-nucleotide messenger RNA. Its product is annotated as DC-STAMP domain-containing protein 2-like. The transcript is spliced from 13 exons. The coding region runs from base 1 to 2640 and encodes 879 amino acids. Lineage: Eukaryota; Metazoa; Arthropoda; Insecta; Hymenoptera; Figitidae. Gene Ontology annotation, cellular component: membrane. The record is from RefSeq and is a predicted model, not a curated record.